UUAGGUAUAUAAGCAACACUGUUGUCAGCAAACACCAGUUCACUUCUAUGCGCCCCAACAUGCUCAUUCCACUCUGUCUUUGGUUGAUCCUUCAGGUAGUCCAAGGAGAAAAAUGCCUUCCUUCUGAUGAUUACCCCGUGUGUGCGGCUUGCGAAAACAACAUGCAAACUUUUGCAAACCUUCAUGAAAUGAAUGACGCACAUUGUGAUUUUCAGCAUUAUGGACAUUGUACCGUAAACCAUUAUGCAUGCACCCUACAAUAUGACCCAAAAUGUGGAUGGAAUGGACUUAAGUUUAAAACCUUUUCGAACUUAUGCAUGCUAACUCAAUUCAACCGAGCUUACUACGAUCAUUAUGUUGUUGUUUCCAACUGCGCCUGUAGGGACGACGCCAACAACCCAGAGUUUUAGUUAUUAUAAAAAAUGUAAUUGUUGAAGAAAUAAAUGUAUUGCAGAUGA
This is a messenger RNA of Cimex lectularius (bed bug), 458 nucleotides long. RefSeq lists its product as uncharacterized. The coding region runs from base 48 to 410 and encodes 120 amino acids. NCBI's taxonomy places the organism in Eukaryota, Metazoa, Arthropoda, Insecta, Hemiptera, Cimicidae. The record is from RefSeq and is a predicted model, not a curated record. The transcript has 4 exons. Gene Ontology annotation, molecular function: protein binding.